This is a messenger RNA of Mytilus trossulus (common blue mussel), 3864 nucleotides long. RefSeq lists its product as uncharacterized. The transcript is spliced from 2 exons. The record is from RefSeq and is a predicted model, not a curated record. Gene Ontology annotation, molecular function: protein serine/threonine kinase activity; ATP binding. Bases 193 to 3138 code for a protein of 981 amino acids. NCBI's taxonomy places the organism in Eukaryota, Metazoa, Mollusca, Bivalvia, Mytilida, Mytilidae. Gene Ontology annotation, biological process: protein phosphorylation.
GUUUUAUAAAUUUAUGAACCGUAUAAACAGCGAAUAUAUAUGCUUUGAAGAUUAGGUUCAAAGGUUGAUCGCUUCUAACAUACAUAAGUUUUUAUAACCAAAGGGAAGGUAGAUGUAUGUGUUUAGUGGUCUACACCGUGAAAGUUACACGUUUAUAAGUUGAAUGGUUUCCAGUAUUUAACGUUGGUGAAAAUGGGUAAAUGGGAUGUGAUACAGUGGACAAGGAAAUCAACGAACAGUGUACGUGAUAAACAACCAGUAAAUUCCUGCUUUGGAUUGUAUCCACAGGUAUAUACACCUACAAAGCUAGUAUACAAGGCUGCAAUAAUCUGCAAUGAAUUUGAAAAACCGGAAGUAGGUGUCGUCAAGGCUAGGCGAUAUAGACCUGGGACAGAAAGAUACUGGCAGGGAGAAUUGGACCAAAAUCGCUAUGCACACCAAGUAGCAACCGCGUUUACAGAUCAAACGCUUGCUGCUAGAAUAGAAAUCGUGGACCAAUAUCUAGCACCACUCCAUAGACACACCAGUUGGGACAAAGUCUGCCUAAAACUAAAGCCAAGAUAUUUUAGACAGUUGUUGAAGUUCGAAAUUGUGUUACUGGAAGAAGUUGUGCGAGAUCUAAAGCCUUUCAAAAACGAUAGAGUUUUAGAUGCGUUUUCUCAUUUUUCAUAUUCAGAAAGCAAUGGUGAAAAUAUGUUGAAUGCAUUUCAAGGCAACCGAUCAGACGAGGGAAUAUAUCUGAUGUUAACCCCAGACAUGUUAACCCAUAAGUACGAUAUUCACAAAUGGUUUGAAAAACACACAUGUAAUGACAUUUGUGGUAAAUUUAAAAAGCCACCGAGUAUUACUGAAACCAUUCAACCCAUGAAUAUUCCACCAACCGACAAUAUGUUCUUUAAUUUUCAAAACGAUUCUCGACCACCGAGCUACGAAGACGAUAUGUCCAGAGAUGCACCGAACGAAAAGGGUAAUGACAAUGCUAACUUAGAAACUACUUUUGGAGCUAAAUCUUGUGACGGGUCAUUUUCUGUCGUCACUGCAUUAGUACAUUCCGACAGUUUUGGGAAGAAUAAACCUUUAUUGCAGGAACAAACUAGCAUUCAAGUUGGAGAAAAGUCGACACUAACAACAGAGCAGCUACCAGUCGACAAUGAGGAUGUUACCGGCCAAGAUUGCCUUGACGGGAGAGAUAGUCACAUACAAGAUACUGGACCGACGAAUAUCAACCUUUAUAGAUUUAAAAGUUUAGACGAAGAUAAGCAAAUGAAUAAGACAGUUUCUUUGAGAAGUGAAAACUUGCCUGGAAAUGACAUUGAAGAAAUAGAGGUCGGCAACUACGACAUGGCGAGUUCAAAGUUCGAGGCAACAACUCUUGUCAUGAGGCCUAACUUUUAUUCUUUAAAUGUCAGUGACAUCAGAAAUGAAGACAAUUUGAAUAGUACCGAGCACUAUGUGGACGUAGAGAAAAAAGAUCAACAUGCAAAAGUUUCCGUGGAAAAUUGUUUUGGAAACGAAGAAAUACCAAGAUAUGUAAACAGCGUCGGUAGAGAUAUAGUAACGUCCACACCGUUUCCUAGUCCAAAUUUGGCAAAUGAAAAUGAUCAAUCACAACAAUAUAUAUCCGAACAGAAUUCCUCAUCUCAAGAAAGUAGUCCGUUCAUACCACAACAAAUUAUAUCUGAAGAACAUUGUCCGAGUGAAAACUCUGACAUGACACAGAAUCAUGCAGAAAAUAGUGAAUCAACAUUUUCAUCCACAUUAUCAUGUGAACCUGAACAACCAACAGAAUUUCAAUCAAGUAUGUCAUCUGUACUUCAACUGCAAUGUCAAAAUACAUAUAACAUUUCACAAUCAGAAAACAUAUUUCCAUUUAGUCAUACUGAACAAAAUACUAACCAAUCGCAACAACGGGAUGAACACUAUAAGCCUCUUGUCACUGAAGAAUGGAACUCUGAAUCAAAUACAUAUUGUGAAAUACAAAAUCUUGGAACAAUUUCUUUGCCAGUCACAGAGGUCUCAGCGUCGACUUCGAUGAAACCAAACGCUUCUGACCUUGACAUUUCGAAUGAAAGUACACUUAGCUCCUUAGAGAUGUUUGCGAGAAAUUAUAUCAUACCUGAAUAUGAUGCAAACGAACAAAAUAAUUCAAAUUCUUUUUUGUCCACGGAUGUAAAGGAAACAAAUGAACAAUUUAUGAUAGAUAUCACAGAAAAUGUGGAAAAUAGCAAUAAACAUGAAACAGAAGUGGAACUAAUUAGUGAAAAACACGAUAAAGUAUCUACAUACGCAGGAACAAAUAUAGCAACCAAUACACUUCUUGUGAAAGAAGAACCGGAAAUAUCAUCUAAAGCAAUAGAAUUACAAGAUAACUGUAUUAAUACAAUACCUACCGAUUGUGAAAAUGUGUCGGAAAAGGAGAAAACAGAACCAAUGUCUGUCCUUGACGAAAACAAAAUUACAGAAAACACCGUCGAAACAAUGGAACGUGCAGAUUUAACGGCAAAUGAUAAGACCGAGCAAAAUUCUUUUCUGGACAAUGAUGAUAACGAUGUCCAGAAAUUACUUGAUGUCCAGAAGUUACUUAUAUCAACCUCAGAUAACACCGAUUCUAUGGAAAAAGAAAAGAACGAACGCAACUCUCGUCUCAACAGCGAUUCUCAUAAACCAUCCAACCCAGAAUUUUUGAUAAAAUAUAAUUUACAUGAGUUUGUUGAUCCAAACGAGAACGGAAGUUAUUGUCAUUCUCCAAACUCUACUCCUGCGUCGAUACCAACCACUUCAGAACUAUCGGAACAACCCAGUUCACCACAAAUAACAACUACUGAAGCAGAAGUAGUUCCGUUUCAACGACAAAAGCCGCUUACAUCAUCACUGCGUUCAAGUAGGCAAAAACACAAAACUAAAAGCGUGAAAUUUGCAGAUGAUAUAAAUGUUGGGACGAGAAACAAUUUUAAUGGACAGCAGACUGAAAAUAACCUGGGACAAAAACCACAAACAAUAUUACCAGUGAUAAAAAAUUCAACGUCAGAUUCUACAGAAACGAAAAGUUUAGAGCCUAUAAACUCGGUGGAUGCAAACUGGUAUACACAUAUUCCUUGUGAAUGUUGCGAUAACCAAAACAUAACCGGACGAGACUGAAGAUAAUAUAUUGCGUUUAAACUAAUGCUGUAGAAAUUUUACUGGAAAUUAUUCAAUGCACAAAUUGGUUCGGUUCCGUGUAAAAGAAGAAUUCAUCUCGAUGUUAAACACAUCUGGACAAGAUUUUAAGCUUACUUAUUUCUUUGUCGAGCCAAAAAUGUGAAGGUUAGACAAACUGUUUCCUUGACUGGAUUAAUUAACUCCUUAAAUCUAUAUAAACGUGGGAUACCGAUUUCAGGAAUAACCUUUAUCAGGUUUGCCAAAGUCAGGCACUGACUUAUAUUUAUAAACGUGUGCUACUGAGGUUUUCCAAGGUCAGGCAAAAGUCAGGCACUGACUUAUAUUUAGCAAACGGAACUUGGAUUGUUUAUAAUGGUUCACCUAACGUAUAAGUAAACUUGUACACCUCAAAAUGAAAAAAAAGUUGUGGACCAAAACGAGUCGUCGGCUUCACAUGUAGUUCAACGGCUAACAAACUACGGAUAUCGUAUUUCUAUCAACUUUAAAAUCAGGAUUCUAUGAUAGUUUGACCUGGAUUCCUAAUCAACGUUAAAACAUUUAAUAAUUUCAAUAGGAUGAAAAUAGUUGUCUGUGUUUCUAUUCAUAGAUUGGAUUACGCAAACAACGUCAAGUUAAAAACAUAAUACUAUUAUGCAAUUGUAAACAAUGCUGUAUAUAUAUCAAAAUGUUAUUACAUAAUUACAACUGAAAUUAACUAUUAGUUUA